Molecule: messenger RNA, 932 nt
Organism: Prosopis cineraria
Lineage: Eukaryota; Viridiplantae; Streptophyta; Magnoliopsida; Fabales; Fabaceae
Product: leucine-rich repeat extensin-like protein 3
Exons: 1
Coding region: 130-675 (181 amino acids)
Source: RefSeq, a predicted model, not a curated record
AUUCUGAAAUCAAGUUUGUUAAAAAGGCAAGCUAACACUUUAGACCCAAGGGAGAAAUCUCCUGGUCGUCACUUAGUUUCUGCCUAAAAGGCUUCUGCAUUGCUCGUAGCUCAUCCCGCUUCAGUUCAAAUGGAUCAUCGGAAGAGCUUGAGAUUCAUCACAACAAGUUGGCUUUCAUGGUUCUUAAGGGUUGUGUUGGUGGGACUGGCUGUGUUUUCUAGAUUGACAUAUCAGGACAAAGUUGAAGCUCCUCCAAGUAAUCUGUUCUGUAUCAGCGAAUGUGGCACAUGCCCUGUAAUCUGUUCUCCGCCUCCUCCUCCACUUCUUACAUAUGUAACGCCACCCUCACCGGCUGUCCCUCAUUCUCCACCGCCGUCGCCGCCGGCUCACGCCCCUCCCCCUCUUUAUUUCACCUACCCGCAGCCACUCCCGAAGUCACCGGCGUCGCCGCCACCCCCACCGCCACCAGCCCCCCCAAGCGCCGCUCCCCCUCCACCUGCUAAGUCCAACGAAGCACCUCCUGCGGGUUCAGGUCAACCGCUAGUAAUAUCAGGGCCGCAUCAGUACCCUUAUCCUUAUUACUACUAUUACGCCUCAGACGCUUCUUCUCCUUCUUCUUCGGCACCAUUUAUGCUCUUACUAUUGUUCCUUCAUAGGGUAUUCUCCUGUUGGUAAGUGGUAGCUUUUUACCGUUCGCGGGCACGAGAAUGCUAAAAUAUAAUACUUGUUCCGGACAAUGCUGGGUGUAAUUUGUAAUUAUAUUUGUCUAUCCUUUUGUGCUGUAUUGUGUUUGAAAUUCAGGUUUAUUAUUAGCUUCUUUUUCUCCUCCAUUUAUGUUAAAAACUGAUAAAACAAAAGGAUCAGAGAUGUUAAUCAUAUGUAUAUAUAUUUUAUCGCCACAUGUGUGCGUAUAUACAGUGGAGCUUUAGUUC